UACCCCCCCCCCCCCCAAGAAAUAAAAUUAUGAAAAAAUUUAGUCCGAAUUUCCCCUUUUUUGCUAAAAAGUCAAAUUUUGUUUGAGACUAAUUCUAUAAUAUAUUAUAAAUAUCGAAUGUUAUAUAAAUAAUAGUUCAUUUCAAUAAUACUAUCUGACUUUGGGUUUAGAACAAAUCUUAUUUAUGACAUGUCCUUAACAAUAUUCAACAUGCAAAACAUGUAUUUAUUAAUGUUACUUAAACACGUGGUAGUGUUUGUUUAUUCUUUACAUCUAUUGGUUGUUAUUAUUGUCACCUAGUCAGGUGACAAUAUUGAUAUUCAUAGCACGGGCUAUGAAUGACCGUGAAAGUUAUUGUGUACUAGUAAAGCCAUUCGAAGGCUCUUUUUCGUGCAGUCAAGACACGUUUUGUCAUGGACGACUCUGGCGACGAAAUUUCCUUAUUAGAAAAAGGCGAAACCAACCAAACUCAAAAAGAUGCUGCUGGAAAUCCUCCACUGGAUAUUGCUGAUGUGGUGAAGCUCGUCACGGGCGUUUUGCAGACCCAAUUUCAAAAUUUAUCAGGUCAGCUCAAAGCAGAACAGUCGGAGUCUAUCACUAAAAAAUUAAAAGAAAAUUCUAUUUUGAAAAUUAAAUCUGAAGGGAAUCGUGCACAGUACGAAUUUAAUGCCGAGAUUCUCGAGGGUCUAGAUAAACUAGAAACAAGAGCUUUUGACACUAAAGAUAGCGACUCAGUUACUAUCAUAGGAGAUUUGCGGAAAAAAUUAAAAACGCGCCAGAAACAUAUUCGAAUCGCCGAUUCCUCUCCAGCCGGGUGGAAAACAGUAAAUGAAUACCAGUCAAGAGAAAUUGCGGACAACUCGGAUGACGAGAAGAAAAUUCGAAGUGCGGAAAACCGCGCCCUCCGACAACAAAAACAAGGGCAGAACAGGCGUUUUCACCCAUAUGGCACCUACAAGACUCCCCCAGCGGCGGCGGCAGGCUCGGCAGCCCAGCUUAGUUCUUCUGUGCCUUCUGCUACUUCGUUUCAGCCAUUCACAUACCAGCAACAGCCCUUUCGUGGCAAAUCUGCACGGCGUCAACCACAGCCCAGUGACGUGUGCUUUAACUGUUUUUCCACAGGACACUGGAAAACCAACUGUCCCAAAAACAAGUCACAAAGUCAAUGAUAAGUAUAAAGGUUAUAAUGGCAAUUCUACUAUUGCUGGCCAGGUGAAAUGCUUUCAGAACAAUUAUUGAAACCAAAGUUCAUUGAUAAAACACAAUUUUAAAAGAAA
Messenger RNA from Magallana angulata, 1277 nucleotides. RefSeq lists its product as uncharacterized. Lineage: Eukaryota; Metazoa; Mollusca; Bivalvia; Ostreida; Ostreidae. Gene Ontology annotation, molecular function: nucleic acid binding; zinc ion binding. The record is from RefSeq and is a predicted model, not a curated record. The coding region runs from base 414 to 1169 and encodes 251 amino acids. The transcript has a single exon.